This is a messenger RNA of Candidula unifasciata, 333 nucleotides long. NCBI's taxonomy places the organism in Eukaryota, Metazoa, Mollusca, Gastropoda, Stylommatophora, Geomitridae. The record is from the annotation of a GenBank genome assembly.
AUGACAUCGCUGAUAUCUCCAAGAACUAUUCUCUCACAGCAAGCGGCUCCUAGUGAGCAAGGUGCACUGUUCUCGAGCAUGGCAUGUACAGAAGCUGUGGCAAGCAUGGUGUCUUCUACUGUGUAUAUACUCAUCUACAAUGCUACUAUAGAGACGUUUAAAGGUGCCACAUUCAUAGUCAUAGCUGGGAUGAGCGUGUUCUACACGAUACUCCUUGGAUUUAUGAUUUGUCUCAGAACGUCCAAGAAAAUUGAGUAUGAAACGCACACUGAAGGCCCUGCAGACGGGAAGACAGGUGUCUCCAGUAACGGUCAUAGUUCAUCAACAUUGUAG